Linum tenue is the source of this 1266-nucleotide messenger RNA. The record is from the annotation of a GenBank genome assembly. Lineage: Eukaryota; Viridiplantae; Streptophyta; Magnoliopsida; Malpighiales; Linaceae.
CUUUAUUUUUAUUUUUUUGGUAGAACGAGAUCCCCAUUUCUACUCCAACCGUAAACAGAAGACGAUGUUCAUAUUUUAUCCUUAACACUUACUCUCCCUCUAGCUCUUCUCCUUUAAGAUCCACAGUCUUGGGUAAAAGAUCCAAGAAAGAUGGUGUACAAACUGCAACAACAGCCAAAAACACCAAUUAGGAACUUGGACUUGACCCAGAAACCAAAAGUAGCAGAGAAAAUCAAAGGCAUUGAUAAUGAUGAAGAAAGGCUAGAGAUCGUGGAUUUGGGUGGCAUGUCGUUUGAGACAGUGCCCAAUCCUCCCCUCAACUUAGCUCAUAUUUGCAAACUUGAUCUAUCGAAUAACAAUCUUCAGAUCAUACCGGAGUCACUGAUGGAAGGAUUGUUGAAUAUAGUGGUACUGGACAUUCAUUCAAAUCAACUGAAAUCUCUUCCCAAUUCCAUUGGGUGCUUAUCCAAACUGAAGGUGCUGAACGUUGCUGGCAACCUUCUCCUCUCCCUUCCAAAAGCUAUUAUGAAUUGCAGGUGUUUGAAAGAGUUGAACGUCAACUUCAACAAGCUUGGUCGGCUGCCAGACAACAUCGGAUUUGGGUUGCGCAAUCUGGAGAAGUUAUCUGUAAACUCGAAUCUUCUUGCUUUCUUCCCUAGCUCAUUAACCCACCUCAGUUCCCUGAAAAAGCUAGACGCGCGGUUGAAUAAGCUAAGAUCACUCCCAGAAGAUGUCGGAAAUCUGAUCCACUUAGAAGUGCUUAACGUGAGCCAGAACUUUCAGUGCCUGGAGGUGCUGCCUUACUCCAUCGGCAUGCUGGUGUCCCUGGUGGAGUUGGAUGUGAGCUACAACAAGAUCAAGACGCUGCCGGACUCCAUCGGCUGCCUCCGGAGGCUGAAAAAGCUCGCCGUCGACGGAAAUCCCCUAGUGUCGCCGCCAGCACUUGUGGUGGAGCAAGGAGUGCAUGCUGUGAAAGAGUACCUCAACCGUGGUGGCCAGAAAUGUCCCUCCAGAAAGAAGUCGUCGUGGGUUCGUAAAUUGGUCAAGUACAGAUCCCUCCGUGCUACGGCAAGGAUUCUGCUCCACACGCCCACCACGAGAGCGGCGAGGGAUUCAAAAUACCUCAUUCUCACUCCAUCGAUGCCUUGACAUCUCCCCAAAAUAGUUCCGUCCCGGCAAAAGAAUAAUUAAGCUGUUUUUUUUUCCUUCUUCUUAAUCCUAGUGAAGUAUGCAUGCAUGAACUAAUGAUUGGAACAUUCUUCUUUG